Molecule: messenger RNA, 5099 nt
Organism: Heterocephalus glaber (naked mole-rat)
Lineage: Eukaryota; Metazoa; Chordata; Mammalia; Rodentia; Bathyergidae
Source: RefSeq, a predicted model, not a curated record
CUCGACCUCCUCCCCGCCCCUGAGCGGGCCCAGCGCUGGCCCUGGCGACGCGCUCGCUGGGUACUAGCCUGACCUUUUUGACCUUUCGGUUGCCCCCGUCCUCCACCAAUGUCGUGCUCCCUAAACGGGUGAAUGUACCCCAAGGAGAGUAAGGAGGCUCAGGUCCAGACUGGAGCGGGAAUUAAGGGCCUGGUGGCAUAUCUGUAAUCCCAGCACUCUUGGGAGGCUGAGGCAGGAGGAUUGCAAGUAGUGUUUGGAAAGAAGAGGGCAAGCUCGUCCAGAUGAGGUGGGGCCAUGGAGGCUGAGACACCAGGAAAGAAUUUCCUCCACUUGCCUGGGAGCAGAUGGCACGGGGCCAAAGCUAAGUGUUAUCCGUAGACGCUGGGAUGCAGGGAAGAUGGAAGACCCAGUGAAAAGAAGGUGGAGAGAGGCCCGAACCAAAAGCUGUAUUAUAAAGCGCUACUGUGAGAAAAGAUUUGUGUCUAAAUACCUUGCCACGAUUGGAAUUGACUACGGAGUCACAAAGGUACAAGUCAGAGACAGAGAAAUCAAAGUUAACAUCUUUGAUAUGGCCGGACAUCCCUUCUUCUAUGAGGUUCGAAAUGAGUUCUACAAGGACACCCAGGGUGUGAUCCUGGUCUACGACGUGGGGCAGAAGGAGUCCUUUGACGCCCUGGAUGCGUGGCUGGCAGAAAUGAAGCAGGAGCUCGGGCCUCAUGCAAACAUGGACAACAUUAUAUUUGUGGUGUGUGCCAACAAGAUCGACUGCACCAAGCACCGCUGUGUGGAUGAAAGUGAAGGCCGGUUCUGGGCAGAGAGCAAAGGCUUCCUCUACUUUGAGACUUCAGCCCAGACUGGAGAAGGAAUCAAUGAGAUGUUCCAGACCUUUUAUGUGUCCAUCGUCGAUUUAUGUGAAAAUGGCGGGAAGCGUCCUACCACAAACAGCAGCGCUAGCUUCACCAAAGAACAAGCAGAUGCCAUUCGCCGAAUUCGAAAUAGCAAAGACAGUUGGGACAUGCUGGGUGUCAAACCUGGGGCCUCACGGGAGGAACUCAAUAAAGCCUAUCGGAAACUCGCCGUGCUUCUCCACCCCGAUAAGUGUGUGGCACCGGGCAGCGAAGAUGCCUUCAAAGCAGUUGUGAACGCCCGGACAGCCCUGCUGAAGAGCAUCAAGUAGACCAGGGACAACGGGCUGGGACUCAAGGGCACGCCACCUUCCCCGGGAGGCGAAGUAACCAGUGUGGAGUUUUCUUCACGAAUCUCACUGCUCUGUUCACUCACUCGCUGUCAUGUAUAUACCAGUGACCCAGGGCCUGUUAGCACUUCACAGGCAUUUUACAGCGAGAUGAUCUGCAUGUGUAGGGGGUGGAGAAUCCCUGGGACACCUGUGCACUGCACCCAUCCCAUUGUCAGAUAAUCCGGGGCUUUGCCAUUCGUCCGUAAGCUCCCUGGCGCUUCUCCUGGAAGGUCCACACGGUUCCUAGAGGGUGGGAAGACGCUGGCAAGACCCUUUUUUCCCCUUCUUUUUCCCUUCUUUUUAAAUUCAUCAUCAGAGAAACAAAAAUAGGAGAGAAAAUAACAAAAACUCGCAGAGAACAUCCCAGCCCCCGAGGGUCCAAUGUGAUGUCAUCGUCGUCGCUCCUCCCGGUAUUGAGAGUUCUUUUGGUGGCCUUUUGACCAUCCAUCUAAUUACUGAAGUUGGGAGUGAAGCAACUCAGUUCUGAGUUGAGCAACCCUUCUAUGGCAUUCACUCUGUCCCUUUAUCCAGCCAUCCGGCGGAGGGACCCGCCAGUCCUAAGAGAAAAGCAGCGGCACCAACAGAUUCUGGUUCCGGUGCCAGGUACUGCUGCUCAUUCUGCCCCUCUGGGCGCUUGAGGCCUUUCCCCUGCCACAGAAGCGCUCGCUGGCUCGCAGCACAGUGCACCUGGGAGUGAGGCGCAGCCGCAGGGUGGAAGUGCUCCCAGGCUAUCUUGGCCACGCCAGCCCCACACAAGCCUGGGGCAAGGCUGGCCUAGCAGGUGCGUUUGGGGCCUGAGAUCCUGUCGGAGGCCUGGCCCUGUUCUUUCCCAGAGGCAGGAGGGAGAGACAGGGUCCCAAGCAAGCCUGGCCUCCUCUUCUUCACUUACUCAGUUUCUCCCUUCUUCCUUUAUCCUCUUUGGUUUUUUUCUUUCUUUGUUUUGUUUUUUCUUUUUUAAGGUACCUCACAUCUGCCAUCAGGUCUCUCUCCUAGAAUCGCUGGCUUUCAGCCAUGACCUCUGGUUGACCAGAGAGUGGAGACUUUCUAAGCCCUGUGUGGGUCUGAAUCUCUAAUUUCUGCUUGGGCUCCAAAUUUCUAAAUAGUCAUAUUUUUGAACUACAGGUUAUGAAAAUAACUUCCACAUAGAGAAAUACAUCCUCAUGCCUUAGUCUCCUCCUCGGUCUGCAGGGAUGGGUGAGGAUCAGUAUCAGACCUGACAUUUCUCCCAUGUUCACAGAGCCAUCUCAUUACAGGACUCAUUACUUCAGCACUGUCUUCGUGUUACUCAUGUUUUUCACUGCAAUCACUUGUACUAAUAGGAGCUUUGAAGGAUAUGAUGUUGCUAUCUGUGAAUUUCAAACAGCUGUCCCAUAUUGAUUGCCAAGUAGUGUAUACUGUAAUACCUAAGAAGAAGAGUCACUUUCUUAUCAUCCAGGACACUGCAGUCUGGGGGCCUUUGCACCUCUCCCAAAGCAGCGUCACUCGGAAUGGAUGCACUCAGGCUGCAUGGAGGUUGUCGUCAGAAACCAGAGUGUUGUUUUUAUUUUUAUUUUUUGUGGUGCUAGGGGUUGAGCCCGUGGCCCUGCACCUCCUAGGCAAGUGCUUAACCAGUGAGCUGCAUCCCCAGCCCCGGGUCAUUGCUUUGUAAUAGGAGUUUUCAUCUGGGUGAUAAUCAAAAAUCCUUUUUUUAAAAAAGAUUUGAGACCUGGUAUAUUGUUUUCUUAUGGGAUUUUUCCCCUGGCCUUUACAUGAGCAUCAGGGACCGCAGAGCUCCAGCCCAGAGUUCUGAACCCUAAUCUCACUGAGGCCGUCCUCUUGCCUGACAUUGGGCCUGAGUGCUCAAUGUCACUCCGACAUUGGUCGGCUCUUGUAGCAAAUGUAGGAGUCACGUGAGGGAGGGGUCCUAUGCAGCGGCAUCUGCCCACACGGACUGGAGAGCCCACGGAGCACGCGGGCCUGUGUGACAGCUGGUGCCAGUGUGCAUCACGGUUGUUAAACGCUCAACCCCUCACCUCAGUCAGCUGCAGUACAUCGUGCAGAUGAGCAGGCAUGGCAGGGAGAAUCUUCUAGAGCUUCCAUUCGCAUCCUUAGGAGUGAGUUGUCGAAAUAUAGCUUUGGCUUGAUUCUUAAGCUGCGGGACUCAGUUUCCAACACCUUCGUUAUUAAUGUGCAGGACGGCCAUGCUACUCACAUAUGCAGAAGUAUUAACAUGAGAAAGUUAAGCCUCGAGGUCCUAGACUUUUUCUGAUUUUCAUAAUACUUCAGCAGACCAUUAAGAAAUAACAAAGCAUGAUGUGCAAUUUAAAGGUCUUUUGGUACUAACUUUAUGCAAAAUUUUACUGAUCUCUAUGCAUUAAUUUAAAUUCUUGGUGCAGAUGUGUGCUUUGUAGUUCAGUCUUAUCAAAAGUUCUCCAGCCUGUUAGGAUUUCAAAAAUACAUCAGUGAGAAUCACAACGAGCAGAAUAAUUUCAAUGGCUAAAAACUUUGUAUAAGGAAUUCUGUUUUUCAGAAAGAAUGAAAAGUUUGAACAGCUAUUAUUAACAAAAGCCCAUGUCUUCUACAUCUGAGUCACCAAGAAGUAAUGUGUUUUAAACUUGUUAGAAAUCCCUGGGGGCAUUUUCAACUUAAUCUUCCAGCCUCCCUAAGCACUUUAAAAUACUCCCUCCUCCCGUUUCUCUGUUCGCCUCUCAACUGUCAAUAUUUCUUUUGCUUUAGCACUGUCAUUUUAUUUCUUCAUAUAAAUGUAUCUUUGGGUUAAUUAGCCUAUUAAUUUAAAAGUCCAGACUUGGGAGGCUUCGUAUUGCUACCCAAGAUAAACUGCUAGAAUUCUAUAGCUUGCACACCAUUUUAAGGCUUGCAUUUAUCUCAGGAAACUUACACUGAUAUAGUCUCAUGUAUUGAAUUCUCAAGUGGUAAAGCUUUCUUUAUACCUGUGCACUAGUACCUAAUUCACUAUUAGUUAAAUGAGCCAUAGAGAAGGCAGCUAAAUGCCUGAAGGAUCACGAGAGCAAACCAGCGGCACCUGUGCUGAAUUAGUAAAGUGGCCAAUGUACAGAGAGCGGAGACAGAGCCACGGGUGGAGGGAGGGGUUUCUGUCUCCCCUCAGAAAGCGGGGUGCCAGGGGCUGGAUGCAAACUGCCUUUGACAGUGACAGUGUCCCUCUAACACAGAGGCUCCGUAGGCCUGGGAAUACCGCUUCCUUCACCACUGCACCCUGUCCAGCUCACUCUUAAGUAUGCUAAUGCUUUCGUAAAACUUUUGAGAAUGAAUUUAUUUUUAUUUUUUAAUUUUUGGUACCGGGGAUCGAACUCAGGUCCUUACGCUUGCGCAGCAGGUGGCAAAACCACUGAGCUAAAUCCCUGGCCCUGAGAAUAAAUUUAGACGCACAGUAGAGCUAACUUCCAUUGGAAGGUUGCAAAGUGAAGAAGGGGUUCAUACUUCUCAUUCUUGGUAUGGAGCACAAUUUUAAGACACAGUGAAUGCUGUUUGGACAUUGCUUUUUUCAUUGAACGUCGCUGGAGAAGACAGAAGCUUUUCCCUGUGACGUGGAAAAGUUAGGCUGCAUCUAAUGAGCAGUGCAAUAGUAGGCUGUGCAAUAGCGGCCCUCGCCGUGCGCGCCUUUUAUUGGAAAGCUGAGCAGUUGGGAGAGCUUCCUGCAUUGAUGGCUCCCUGGGCCUGCUGCCCCUCUGACUGAAUGCAGAGUCUAUCAAUAAACUCUUUGCUCUUACAAGGUAAUUUACAUAUCUGCUUUCUCUUGAAAUAACUAAAAAUGUUGAGUCUACGAGUUCUUUAUGUCUUGUAUACAGAGUGUCAUAUGUAUUUAAGUUGUGUAUUUUUAUAAAGUAAAGCCAAAUAUCACACA